Lucilia sericata (common green bottle fly) is the source of this 434-nucleotide messenger RNA. RefSeq lists its product as uncharacterized. NCBI's taxonomy places the organism in Eukaryota, Metazoa, Arthropoda, Insecta, Diptera, Calliphoridae. The record is from RefSeq and is a predicted model, not a curated record. The coding region runs from base 153 to 335 and encodes 60 amino acids. The transcript has a single exon.
AAGGUAAAGUUUUAACUAAAGCUGAAAAGCAAAAACUAGCUGGUGGUGCUGGUGGCAAGAAAGCCCAAAAGAAGAAGUAAAUCAUCAUUAUUAAAACCUAUUUUGCUGGCCCAGUAAAAAGAAAAACUUAAACAACAACACAACAAUAUAAAAUGGCUCGCAAACAUAAGGGUACCUUAGCUGUUAUUGAGCAAAUUUAUAGUGAUAUACCCUCCUUCACUGACAUCUUUACGGAGGAAUCAUUUUAUACAUUUGCAUUUUGUUUUGCUUGUGCCACCGUUUUGGUGGCAUUUGUUUUAUCUAGAUUUAUAACAAUUAAACCGGUAGAAAUUUAAAAUUUCUCUUUAAGUUUCUAAAUUAAGUUAAAAUUAAUAAUGAAAUUACAACCAAUUGUUUAUAAAAAUAAAAUUGUAUUUAUAAUGUAAAGAAAUUAA